GUCAGUAUCAUUUCUUCUUCCCGGCCUGAUACUCUCUCCCUUCUGAGUGAUAGUUUGUGUUUCACCUCAGUAAACCGCCGAGUAUUUUGAUUUUAAACCGCCGAGUGUUUUGACGCCCUUCCCACGCCGAGCCCGCUGCCGCGCCGUUGCCGCCUCGACUAGCCGUGCCAGGGAAAAUGGGGAGUGAAAACAAUUUGAAGACAUGGGUAUCAGAUAAGUUGAUGUCGCUGCUGGGAUAUUCUCAACCCACUCUUGUUCAGUAUGUUAUCGGACUAUCUAAGCAAGCAGUUUCACCAGCUGAUGUGUUGGUCAAGCUUGUGGAAUUUGGACUGUCUUCAUCAAGUGAAACCCGUGCAUUUUCUGAAGAAAUCUUUGCUAGAGUGCCACGUAAAUCAUCUGGUGUAAAUCUUUAUCAGAAACAAGAGAGGGAAGCUGCUAUGUUGGCAAAGCAGCAGAAGUCUUAUGCAAUUUUGGAUGCUGAUGAUGAUGAUGAUGACAAUGAUGUGGGAGGUAAUGUUGAUCAUAAAUCUUCCACUGCAGCUGCUCCUGAAGCCAGAAAAGUAGAUACCCGUAGAAAACGUUUCAGGAAGAGGAUUGAAAGUCAAGAAGAUGAAGAUGGAGAUGAUGAGGUAAUAGCACAAAGGGAAACAAAGAGACAGGCUAAAAGGCGAACUUCUGAGGAUGAAGAUGAUGGUUCAGAGUCAGAGGAAGAGAGAUUGCGUGACCAAAGAGAGAGGGAGCAAUUAGAGAGAAAUAUAAGGGAGCGAGAUGCAGCAGGGACACGAAAGCUAACUGCGCCAAAGUUAACACGAAGGGAGGAAGAAGAGGAAAUGAGGAGAUCUAAUGCUUUGGAGCAAAAUGGCAUGGAAACUUUAAGGAAAGUGUCAAGACAAGAAUACCUAAAGAAAAGGGAGCAAAAGAAACUUGAGGAAUUAAGAGAUGAUAUAGAAGAUGAACAAUAUCUAUUUGAUGGCGUUGAGCUUACCGAAGCAGAACGGCGUGAGUUAAGGUACAAGAAGGAAAUAUAUGAGCUUGUGAAGAAGCGGUCCGAGGAGGCUGAUGAUACAAGUGAGUACAGGAUGCCAGAUGCCUAUGACCAGGAUGGUGUUGUUAAUCAGGAAAAGAGAUUUGCUGUGGCUUUGCAGCGUUACAGGGACCCGAGUGCUGGGGAUAAAAUGAACCCAUUUGCAGAACAAGAGGCUUGGGAGGAGCAUCAAAUAGGAAAGGCAACAUUGAAAUAUGGCUCAAAAAAUAAAAAGCAAAUAUCUGAUGACUAUCAGUUUGUAUUUGAGGAUCAGAUUGACUUUAUCAAAGCAUCGGUUAUGGAUGGAGACAAUCUUGAUAAUGAGGAGCCCAUCGAGUUGCUUGAGAAGUCUCUGGCAAAAUCAGCUUUGGAGAAACUUCAGGAGGAUAGAAAAACUUUACCCGUCUAUCCAUAUCGAGAGCAAUUACUCCAAGCUGUUCAUGAUCAUCAGGUUCUUGUCAUUGUCGGUGAAACUGGUUCUGGGAAGACUACACAGAUACCCCAAUAUCUUCAUGAAGCUGGAUAUACAAAGCGUGGAAAGGUUGGAUGUACACAGCCGCGACGGGUCGCUGCUAUGAGUGUUGCUGCUCGAGUUUCGCAAGAAAUGGGUGUCAAACUUGGGCAUGAGGUUGGUUAUUCCAUCCGUUUUGAAGAUUGUACAUCAGAAAAGACUGUUCUGAAAUAUAUGACUGAUGGGAUGUUGUUACGAGAAUUCCUUGGUGAACCAGAUCUGGCAAGCUACAGUGUAGUGAUGGUGGAUGAGGCCCACGAAAGAACACUCUCAACUGAUAUUCUAUUUGGAUUGGUAAAGGAUAUUUCUCGUUUUCGCCCUGAUCUAAAGUUGCUCAUCUCCAGUGCCACACUUGAUGCAGAGAAAUUUAGUGAUUAUUUUGAUUCAGCUCCAAUUUUUAAAAUCCCAGGGAGGCGGUAUCCUGUUGAAAUACACUACACAAAAGCUCCAGAAGCUGAUUACUUGGAUGCUGCUAUAGUUACUGUUCUCCAGAUUCAUGUGACACAACCAGCUGGAGAUAUAUUAGUUUUCUUCACUGGUCAAGAAGAGAUUGAAACAGCCGAAGAAAUUUUGAAACACAGGACAAGGGGACUGGGGACAAAGAUUGCCGAACUGAUUAUCUGCCCAAUAUAUGCAAACCUACCAACUGAACUUCAAGCAAAAAUAUUUGAACCCACUCCUGAAGGAGCCCGGAAGGUUGUUCUUGCAACCAAUAUAGCUGAAACCUCCUUGACUAUCGAUGGGAUCAAGUAUGUAAUUGAUCCAGGCUUCUGUAAAAUGAAAUCCUAUAAUCCAAGAACUGGGAUGGAGUCAUUGCUGGUCGCUCCAAUCUCUAAAGCAUCAGCUAAUCAGAGGGCAGGUCGAUCUGGACGAACAGGUCCCGGGAAAUGCUUCCGAUUAUAUACUGCUUACAAUUAUUACAAUGAUUUGGAUGACAAUACUGUGCCCGAAAUACAAAGGACGAACCUUGCAAAUGUUGUCCUUACUCUUAAGAGCCUUGGCAUCCAUGACUUAUUAAAUUUUGAUUUUAUGGACCCACCACCAUCAGAAGCAUUAUUAAAAGCGCUGGAACUACUCUUUGCACUGAGUGCGUUAAAUAAACUAGGUGAGUUGACUAAAGUAGGCAGACGGAUGGCGGAGUUCCCUCUUGAUCCCAUGUUAUCCAAAAUGAUAGUUGCUUCCGACAAGUACAAAUGCUCAGAUGAGAUCAUUUCCAUUGCUGCCAUGCUUUCUGUUGGGAAUUCAAUCUUUUAUCGCCCAAAGGACAAACAAGUCCAUGCUGACAAUGCACGAAUGAAUUUUCACACUGGAAAUGUGGGGGACCACCUUGCAUUGCUGAAGGUCUACAAUUCAUGGAAGGAGACAAAUUACUCCACACAGUGGUGUUAUGAAAAUUAUAUACAGGUUAGGAGUAUGAAACGUGCAAGGGAUGUUCGAGAUCAGCUUGAAGGGCUCUUGGAAAGGGUUGAAAUUGAACUAAUGGCCGACCCCAGUGAUUUAGAUGCCAUAAAAAAAGCUAUAACAUCUGGUUUUUUCCCACACUCUGCAAGGCUUCAAAAGAAUGGAUCUUACAGGACCGUAAAACAUCCACAGACUGUUCACAUACACCCCAGCUCCGGGCUGGCACAGGUCCUUCCGAGAUGGGUUGUAUAUCAUGAAUUGGUUUUGACGACCAAGGAGUAUAUGAGACAGGUGACGGAACUAAAGCCAGAGUGGUUGGUUGAAAUAGCCCCGCACUAUUACCAGCUUAAGGAUGUUGAAGACUCGGGUACAAAGAAAAAGCCUCUUGUGGAAGGGCGUGGAUUAAAGGACUAGAAACUGGAUCACUUGCCUCAUCAUUUCGCUUGAAUUGCUCAGCCACCGAGACAUCGGGUACAAAGGAAAAGCCUUGCACAGUCCCCAAGUCUUGGCAAAGGGGAUUGCAGAUACUUAGCAGAGAAGAUAACUGUAUAUACACCUGAUGGAUUUUUGGGCUGAAGACGAUCAGAGACACUAUAGUAGAGGACAUGAAGACUGCACAUAGUAUUUUGUAUAUUUAUAAUAACUGCAUUAUCUGAAAUAUGAAAAUCAGUAGACUCCCCUCUUACUAAAACCGAACAUCCCUUGAUGGUUGAUGCAUGUGGGGAUCUUGGGGGUUUCAGAGAUGGCUGCAUUUUAGAUCAUUCAUUCAUAAAGAACUCCCAUCGUAGGAUCCCUUGGUUUUGAGGUAGAAGCUUAACCCAAAUGUAAAAUUUAGAUAAGAACACCUGCUUACAAGGCGUGUAGUUUAUGAUUAAAAUAUUUCAUUUGCUAGCUUUCAAUAUGUAUGUUGUGUUUGAGGUGCUGUUUAAGUAAAACUCAGAUUUCGGCCA
Molecule: messenger RNA, 3886 nt
Organism: Carya illinoinensis
Lineage: Eukaryota; Viridiplantae; Streptophyta; Magnoliopsida; Fagales; Juglandaceae
Product: pre-mRNA-splicing factor ATP-dependent RNA helicase DEAH1-like
Exons: 28
Coding region: 177-3350 (1057 amino acids)
Cellular component (GO): intracellular anatomical structure; catalytic step 2 spliceosome
Molecular function (GO): ATP binding; RNA binding
Source: RefSeq, a predicted model, not a curated record